AUGCAAGCCUACCGCGGUAGGCUAGAUACAAUCCAGCUAAGAGUUGUUAAGACUGACGAUAUGGCUGACGAAGGACAUAAUGGAAAUGCUGCUGGAGAUGCUGAGCCGGAAAACUUCCGCAAAAUCUUCGUGGGAGGCCUCACUGGUAACACAACCGAUGAAGUCAUGCGGGAGUUCUACUCACAAUUCGGUGAGCUGACUGACAUAAUCGUCAUGCGCGAUCCAAACACCAAGCGGUCGAGAGGCUUCGGUUUCGUCACCUUCGCCACUAAAGCUAAUGUUGAUGCUGCUAUGGCUGCUCGUCCUCAUGUCAUCGAUGGAAAAACGGUUGAUCCUAAACGUGCUGUUCCUAGAGAUGACAAGAAUCGCAAUGAGUCAAAUGUGUCCACCAAACGUUUGUACGUUAGUGGAGUUCGCGAGGACCAUACAGAAGAAAUGUUCACGGAGUACUUUAGCAAGUUCGGAAAUGUUGUGAAAUCUGAAAUCAUACUCGAUAAAGUAAGCAAUAAACCCCGUGGAUUCGGAUUCGUUACCUUCGAUGAUUACGACCCGGUCGACCAAUGUGUUUUGCUCCGAAGUCACAUGAUAAACGGGUUCAGGUGUGAUGUAAAGAAGGGUCUUUCGAAAGAUGAAAUGAACAAAGUCGCCCAAAGUAAUCGCGAUCGUAUGGAUAGAAUGGGACGCUCGCGCGGAGAUCAGCGCGGUGGUUAUGGAGGGCCAGGAGGCGGUUGGGGUGGUCAACAAGGAGGACAAGGACAGCGUGGAGGUUGGGGACAACAGGGUUAUGGCCAGCAGGGAUAUGGUGGCCCGCAAGGAGGCUAUGGACAACAAGGUGGAUACGGAGGAUAUGGUCAACAGCAGGGUUGGGGAGACCAGUCAGGAUGGGGUCAGCAAUCCGGUGGAGGCGGCUGGGGUGGCCAAGGCGGAGGCUGGGGCCAACAGUCCGGUGGAUGGGGAGCGAGUGGUGCACCAUCUGGGCAGCAGCAGUAG
This is a messenger RNA of Cylicocyclus nassatus, 990 nucleotides long. The record is from the annotation of a GenBank genome assembly. NCBI's taxonomy places the organism in Eukaryota, Metazoa, Nematoda, Chromadorea, Rhabditida, Strongylidae.